AUGCUGCACGCUCUGCCGCUCGCUCUCCUCGCUUUCGCACCGCACGUAACGCAGCUGCGUACGCCUCCCAACUGCCGCGGAGGAGACCGCCUCCCAACUCAGCUACCGUCGCGACGCAUCUCAGCUACCGUCGCGAGCGCGGCGGCGAGCGUCGCGGCGGAGGAGACCGCUGCGACCGCCUCGCCAGAGCAGAACAACCCCAUCUUUCUGGACGAGUCGGCAGCGCUCGCCGCCGCAGGCUUUGCGCUGCAGCCGCCAGAGCUGAUCCAGCUCGCCAAGCGCUUCCUCGUGAGCAAAGGUGGCUUUGGCGCCGACGCGGAGCUUCUCGGCGACGACUUUGCCUUCGUCGGGCCGGUCGUCGGCCCACUGUCCAAAGAAGAGUUUCUCAAGGCGAUUGGCUCGGUCGACGUGCAAAAGGGAUUCCCAGACUUUAGCCCACAGUUUUACGGCUUCCAGGUCGACCCGCUCGAGGGCAACCGCGUGUGGUAUGUGGCGAGAGGCCGCGGCACCAACACCGGCCCGUUCCCUCCCUUUGCACCUGUCCCGACGGGGCGCUCGCUGGUCAACCCGCCGCAAGCCUGCAGCCUCACCUUCGACGAUAAGGGACUCGUGACCAAGUACACUAUUGGCGUGGUGAUGGACCGGCAAGUCGGCAACACGGGAGGCCUGGGCGGGCUGUACGGCAUCCUCUAUGCGAUCGGCAGACCGCUGCCCUUUCCCGAGGCGCAGCCGUGGCAAAUGUCGAAACGGUACAGGCUCUUCCAGGGCGUGGGCAGCCUGGUUGGCGCGCUGGCGGGCAGGAAGUGA
Molecule: messenger RNA, 807 nt
Organism: Emiliania huxleyi CCMP1516
Lineage: Eukaryota; Haptophyta; Isochrysidales; Noelaerhabdaceae
Exons: 1
Coding region: 1-807 (268 amino acids)
Source: RefSeq, a predicted model, not a curated record